AUGAAGUUAGACAAAUGGGUGGUGGUGGGAUUGUUAGUUGUUCCACUCUUUAUACUUAUCUGCCCAACUACUAGUAGUUGUUGUUGUUCAAGAAUCAAAACCAAUACUCAUAAGGCGAUAACAGCAAUGCCAAUCAAGUCCAUGGAUGGUCAAUGGAGCGGCGGUGGUUCCGGCCAACAGGGAGGGUGGAACUUCUGGUGCGGCAGCGGAGCAUCGCCUGACGGUAGGUGGGAUUACCGGUGGGGUGUUGGUUCGGGCCCUGGUGGUAGCACUUGGGCUUUUGGCUCGAGUUCCGGUCAGAGUGGUGGUGGUGGUGGUGGUGGGUUCGCAGUCGGAUGGGGCAGCUCCAGUUCAAACGGCGGCGGCGGCGGGGGUUUUGGAUUUUAUGACGGCGGCGGCCGUAGCGAUGGCAGCUUUGGGUCUGGGCAUAGUGGCGGUGGCGGCUGUGCUGGUUUGAAUUUUAAUGCGAGGUUUGAUGACGAUGGUGGUGGUAGUGGUUGUCAUAAUCCUCCUAGCCAACCCGGGUCCAAUGUUAAUAACAAUCGUGCUGCUGGCACCAGACCUAGCAUGAAUUAA
Camellia sinensis is the source of this 576-nucleotide messenger RNA. The record is from RefSeq and is a predicted model, not a curated record. Lineage: Eukaryota; Viridiplantae; Streptophyta; Magnoliopsida; Ericales; Theaceae.